Messenger RNA from Hylaeus volcanicus, 2389 nucleotides. RefSeq names its product zinc finger protein 189-like. The coding region runs from base 155 to 1477 and encodes 440 amino acids. The transcript is spliced from 5 exons. Gene Ontology annotation, biological process: regulation of transcription by RNA polymerase II. NCBI's taxonomy places the organism in Eukaryota, Metazoa, Arthropoda, Insecta, Hymenoptera, Colletidae. Gene Ontology annotation, cellular component: nucleus. Gene Ontology annotation, molecular function: zinc ion binding; RNA polymerase II cis-regulatory region sequence-specific DNA binding; DNA-binding transcription factor activity. The record is from RefSeq and is a predicted model, not a curated record.
CGCCGUCGCCUCCUUCGCCGCCGCCAUGAUAGAUUCCGUUGUGUGUGACCGAGUCCCGCUCUCUACAGUUUCCUGAAGAAAACUCCGUUUCUCCGCGACGUCAAAAGCGUAAUAUAUCAGCGACGAGUUCGAAACGAGCGAGGAACGCGUAAAAAUGAAAACGUACAGUAGGAAAAAAGGCGAUAGCUCGAGCAAUGUAAUAAUUCAUGUGAACGAGCUGUGCCGACUGUGCUUGGCAAAGGAGGAGGAGAUGGUGCCGAUUUUCGUCGACGAAACAGUCCCUUUAUCUCUUCGAAUAAUGGCCUGCAUUAAUUUAGAGGUUUACGAAGAAGAUGGUCUCCCAAAUAUGAUUUGUCAUCCAUGCAAGUACCAGUUAGAAAAAUCUUAUCAGUUUAAGAAGAAAUGCGAAGCUGCAGAUGCUAAGCUUCGAAAGCACAUGAAAUUAAUACAGCAAUUAACUGGUCAAGAUGGUGAAGGAGAAAAUCAGGACAAUAACAGAGAAGAAUUGAAGGAUUCAUCCAAUACUGGGAAAUCUAAACAAGUUAAACAACUAUUGGCUGACUUGGUAUCAAUUAAAGAUGACAGUAGACAGACAGAUGGGGACCCAAUUGAAGUUACAGAGGCAGAACUUGUUGGUGGUUAUAUUUUAGGGAUGAAUUCUGAAAACGUGGAAAUGGAAGAAACUUUAUCGGUAGAUCCAGCAAACAUAACGCUAGUACCAGCUGAAGAACGUACUGCCAAAGCACGUUGCACAAUACGAACAUCACGUAUUAAACAAGAACAAGAUACCGAUGAUGAAGCAGACGAGGUACAUAGAGCAAUUGCGAACGCUGAUUUAAAAAAUGUUUAUAUGAUGGAACUUAAAAGCAAUAGCACUGGUCAAGGAGAAUCAUUGAAGUUGCAACCGAUGGCUGAUACUAUAGUUGAAGCUAACGAAGAGUUAAAGGUAUUUCAAUGCGAUAAAUGUCCGAAAGCGUUUACCCGAAGAAUAAUGUUGAAAAGUCAUCAAUCGGUUCACUCAACGCAAAGAGGCUUUACAUGUCAAGCUUGUGAAAAAUGGUUCCCCACAAGAUCAGCUUUAGUCAGACACGAACGUACUCAUACAGGUGAAAAACCAUUUGGUUGCAAUAUUUGUCAUCGCGCAUUUGCGCAAAAAGAAAUUUUACUUCGUCAUCUAAUGACUCAUUCUGGUCAAAAACCAUUCCAAUGUCAACAUUGUGAAAAGAGUUUUACUCAACGCGAGGCUUUGAAAGUACAUAUGCGAAGACAUCAGAAAUUAGACCCCAAUGAUAUCCAAUUGCAUCAUUGUCAACUUUGUCCCAAAGCAUUUUGUCAUGCGUCUGGGCUCAGUAGACAUUUGGUUACACAUACUGGAAGAACGUACAAGUGCGUGGAAUGUGAAAAAUCUUUUACCGAUAAAAGUUCGCUCUUAAGGCACAGUCGUAUCCAUGCACCUAAGCAGAUAAUGACAAAUUAAAUGUAUUCAGUAAUUCCAGAUCAGCAUCACAAUAUCAAUCGACGUUAGACUAAUAUUUACAAGAUAUUUUCAGUGUAUUAUUAACACGUUCGCUGUUGUGCCUUUAUUUGUUAUAAGCAGGAUAGCGGCUUCUCACAACGCCUCACCUGCACAAACUACGGAUAUUCUUUUUUCUAAUACUUCAUUUUAUAAAUUUAUUUUUCACCGGAUUAUUCAUAUAAGAACUGCUUGUCGUAUCGAAGGAAGAAGAUGAUUGAUGCAAGCAUAGUUUAAAUAAUGAUACAUUUAAUUUAACUCUAAUUUGAGCUUUUUUUGUUCAAAUUGACAUUAGUUAUAAAUAUAACAAAAGGGGGGGGGGAGAGAGAGUUUCUGAAAAUAAUAUAUCGAGUUAAUUACUAUAAGUAAUGUUAAAAAGUAGAAAUACAAUAUUAAAGUUAUAAUACAUAAAUUAAAAAAAAAAGAAAUGUAAUUAAUGUAAAAUUAAAUUUUGUUCUCAUUUUAUGUUUCAAAUAUUAUGAAAAUUUUUUGAACUUAUAACGAAGAAGACCCAAAUUGGAACCGAAAUGUUUAAAUAUAAUAUCAUUGUUUCAACUUUGCUUAUGUUAAUCUGUUUUUAUCCUAUUUUGUCCUCGUCACUCCGAUAUUAUUUAAAUAUCUACUUGUGAAGAAAAUAAGGAUUGCGUGUAAAAAAGAUAUUUACACGAGUUAAGUGAAUUUAAACAUGUCUUUAAAUUGAUGUAUAUUUGUUUCAAACACCCACUAUAAAAUUACUCUUUGUCGCGAACAAAUUCUUUCAUAAGAAGUUGCUAUAGUUUCUACAUUAACUUGAUACAACCCAAUAUUUCUUUCACUCUUUCUCUUAUUAACAUAUAUGUGAGUGUUGGUUAUGCGUGACCGUAGCAUGCAAACGUA